Messenger RNA from Verruconis gallopava, 1428 nucleotides. RefSeq lists its product as uncharacterized. NCBI's taxonomy places the organism in Eukaryota, Fungi, Ascomycota, Dothideomycetes, Venturiales, Sympoventuriaceae. Bases 30 to 1346 code for a protein of 438 amino acids. Gene Ontology annotation, molecular function: hydrolase activity. The transcript is spliced from 2 exons. The record is from RefSeq and is a predicted model, not a curated record.
GUUACUUCUCUACACGUCAAAUCUCCAUCAUGCCCGAGCUAACGGCAGACCAAAUCAGUGCCAUCACGCAGGCUGUAUUCGACGGCUUUGAUGAUCAACUAGCCUUCACUCAAACGCUGAUCCGCUUCGGGGGACAACGUGGCUCUGAGCAUGCGAUCCAAGAAUUCAUAUUUCAGCAGUAUUUAGAGCGUGGUUACAACCCCGUCAAAUUUGAUAUUGACCCAGAGGAGAUCUCGCGACAUGUUGGCGGUGGUAAGAUCAGCGCCACACAUUCGAAAGCUCCCAUUGUCGUGGGAGUUCACACCCCAAAAGUACAAGCCAAGGACGGGAAAAGCCUCAUAUUAAAUGGCCACGUAGACAUAGUUCCCCUCGGUCCACGCGAAUUAUGGACCGAUGAUCCUUACAGCGCCCGUAUCGAAGGUGACAAGCUUUACGGACGGGGUGCAGGAGAUAUGAGAGCCGGAGUCGGCAUCUAUUUCAAGGCAUUGGACGCAUUACGAAGAAUCGGUAUGCAGCCAGCAUCAAAAAUCGUGCUCGAGUCUGUGGUGGAAGAAGAGUCUACAGGCAAUGGCACACUGAUGGCGCACAUUAAAGGCUAUCGAGCAGACGCCGCCCUGAUUCCAGAACCUGUAAAUGAGGAACUCGUUCGGGCUAAUGUCGGAGUGCUCUGGUUUCAGAUUGAGGUUAAAGGCAAGCCGGUACACGUUCGGGAGAUGGCAGCAGGGACAAAUGCAAUCGACGCGUGUUGGAAAGUUAUCCAAGGGCUAAGAGAGCUCGAAAAAGAGUGGAAUGCGAAAGGGAUCGGAAACGACCUGCAGGUAAAUGACAUUUUGAGUCAUAAAGAGCUCGAGCACCCGCUGAAUCUCAACAUUGCCAUGAUCAACGGAGGAGACUGGGCAAGUUCGGUACCUGCCUGGUGCAGAGUAGACUGCAGAAUAGCCAUAUUUCCGGGCGUCAGCGCAAAGUCGGCUGCAGAAGAGAUCGAACAGAAGGUGUCUGAAAUAACAAAGUCUGACUCCUUUCUUAGCAAACAGCCUCCCAAAGUGAUCUGGAAUGGGUUUUACGCCGAAGGAUAUGUCCUAAAUCCAGGAAGUCGUGCCGAGGAAGUCUUAAGAAAGGCGCACAAUGCCGCGACAGGCCGUGACCUGAAGCCUGCAUUUUCGGGCGCGUAUCUUGACGCCAGGGUGUAUUCGAUAUAUGACAAGAUUCCUGCUCUUACGUAUGGCCCCGUUGCUGGUAACGUGCACGGCUUCGAUGAAUGGGUUAGCAUAGAGAGCAUUAAGAACGUAACAGUGGCGGUUGCACUAUUCAUUGCCGAGUGGUGCGGACUUGAGAUGGUAUCGUAAGGGUCUCUGGCACUUGUAGUCUGUUGUUCUCAAUAGCUAAUAUUAGACGUGUGGAUGAAUGAAAUCAUAAUGUGAUCAUAUA